Molecule: messenger RNA, 1327 nt
Organism: Cherax quadricarinatus
Lineage: Eukaryota; Metazoa; Arthropoda; Malacostraca; Decapoda; Parastacidae
Source: RefSeq, a predicted model, not a curated record
GCACAAAUCUCUGCUGCAGGUGUGAGUGAAGCCGAGGGUGAGCCAGGUGAAGCGAGGGAGGAGUACACUCUACCUUCACUGGAGCAGGUUAUACAGAGUGUACAAGACUUGGAUGUACAACGUGUGCUGAGGAUGUACAGUGAACAGCACAGUAAGGUACCUCCAACACCCCCGGUGAGGCUGGUGGUGUCGUCCACAUGGAGGAGUGGAUCAACCUUGCUAGCGGAGGUCCUGGCAGCUCACCCUGGAGUCUACUACCACUAUGAACCACUCAUGUCCUACGGUCUCCAGCAGCUCUCCUCCACUCAUACCAGCAAGGGUGAGAUCCUGCAGGUGCUGCAGGGCCUUCUGCAGUGCGACUACAGCAGCGCAGAAGAAUACCUAGAGUUCGCCUUCACGAACCACGAAGUCUUCGUGCGCAACACUCGGCUGUGGUCCAUGUGCAGUGCCAUGCCUCGCUCCAAGUGCUACAACCCUGACACUUUGGCUAGACUCUGCUCUCUCUUCCCCGUGCAUGUGAUGAAGGUGGUGAGGGCCAGGCUUGAGCUCCUGGCCUCCUUGCUAAGGGACCCGCGUGUGAGGUUGGUGUGGCUCGUGCGUGAUCCAAGAGCCGUCAUGAGCUCUAGGAAGAACAGCGUGACCUGGUGUCAGACUCGUGCUUGCAGUGAUGCUGGGUACCUGUGCUCUGACCUGGAAGAGGACUUUAACACCUAUCUGGUGCUGAAGGAGAACUUUCCAGGUCGGGUGAUGCUGCUGAGGUACGAAGACCUGGCCAGGAAGCCUUACGAGAAGAGCCGCGAGAUCCUCCACUUCGCUGGACUUACUUUCCACCGCGAGGUUCAGGACUACCUCGAUGAUCACCUGACCUCGGACGAGGAUGAACCCUGGAGCACACGUCAUGACCCCAUGACCCGAGUCGCUCGCUGGAUGAAGGUCAUGCACUUCGAAGACGUGGUCACCACUCAGUACCAGUGUCACAGUGUCAUGAAAAACCUUGGCUACCGACGCUUCAACUCCAGGACUGACAUGGACAACGGCAACGCUGUGGGACUUUUAAAUGUUCCAUAACAGUUGCCGCUCUGGGUUUGAAGUCUGUCAACCACGCGAGGGUCACUGAGGCUAGUGUAGAUAAAAAGAAACUCUCAGUGUACAGUAAGACACCUCACAGUGUAUAUAUACUGAGAGAUACAGAACUCUUGGUGCAUAUGGCAGGACAGCCGGGAAUCAAAUCCCCGAUAGUUUAGCACACCUCUGAGAAGUCCACCAAAAUUCCGAGAUGCAUUAAUACAAACACGCACACGUUUGUAUAUAUAUAUAUAUAUAUUUA